Molecule: messenger RNA, 473 nt
Organism: Parastagonospora nodorum SN15
Lineage: Eukaryota; Fungi; Ascomycota; Dothideomycetes; Pleosporales; Phaeosphaeriaceae
Exons: 1
Coding region: 30-422 (130 amino acids)
Source: RefSeq, a predicted model, not a curated record
AACUCACCCAAUGGCUGGCCUACUCCCUCAUGGUCCCAUUCCAACGCAUCCUUGGCCUACAAUGGACCGGCACCGAUUCACUCACCGCGCUACCAGAAUACCGCAACGGCGGCCUCUUCGUUGAUAUGGGCGUGCUGACACUCAAACCCGAAUCGCUCAACAAAGGUCUCAAGGCAUCUGGUGGCGAUCUACCAAUGUACAAAGCUGGCGAUGACGUUAUCGUGGAGUGGCGCGCCAUGACGCUUGUACUGGUAGACAAGCUGUAUGCCAUCGUGCUUGACAAAAUGGAUGGCGUAAAACUUUCCAUGGCACAGUUGCUCGAGGCGGGAACGUGGAAAUCUGGGAGAGAGGUGGCGGCGAAGAAGAGGCCGGAGACGAAGUCGAGCCCGAUCAUUAUUGAGAGUGAUGGUACAGUGUUCUAGAUGACUAGAUCAGCGUCACGGCUUUCCGAAUCACAAUGAAUUCUGCAAUGC